AAAUAUAAGUGAUAAUGUUAGCACUACCGUAGAUAGUAGAAAAUCGGAAUGCAUUAUUUCAUCUAGAUUGUUGUGAAAAGUGUAACAAAAGGAUAUUAAUAUAUACUAUUGACUAGACAUAACAGGUAUUUAUGAACGGAUUAAGAUUUAUAUUUGUAACCCUACAUGUCGACAAAUCGAUUAUAUGCAGAAUUUGUAUUCUUCAAAGUAAUUUGAUCUAAAUAAACAUUACCGUUUUGGUAUGGAUCAAGUUUCUAUUUAAGUUAAAACUAUACUUCUAUAAAAUGAUGACUUACCCUAAGUGUAUAACAUGAUUUUUAGAACUGAAAUUGAUCUCUUAGUGAAGUAUACAUAAGAGAACAAUUAAAUCUUUUUUUAAAAUAUACAUUUACUGUGAAAAUAUUUUGUGUAGUUUAUACAUAUUACUGAUUUUUAUUCAAAGUAGUAAUAAAUUGUAGUUUUUAAAACAAUAAUUCGAUCGAAAAUGAAGUGGACGGAUUUGAUCAAUGAUUUUCAAUAUAUCAAAGCCCACAGCUGUCGUGGUUUAUAUUCCUUUGUAGCCUGAAUCAAUCCUUUAAGAUAUAAUUGUGAUAGAGAUCGUACACUAUGCUGGAAUUGAUUUGUAAACAUUUGGUAUGUUGAAAACUAUGAUUCAUUGAUACCAUCAUGUUUAAUGUUUAGUGGUGACCGUAAAAUGUUGAUACAGAUCUAGCCUUAUGAAACAAAUAUAACAUAAUGUUAAAAAAUAACUGUUUAACUCUAUUUCAUACUAUCUAGUUUCUUUAUGUGUAUUUCAUGAUUGUUAAAAUCAAACGGAAAUAUUUGAAUAUUCAACAAUAAUGACUGAGGAGUUACCAACUGGUAUACAUUUGAUUACUUCUGUGAAGUGAGUAUUCCACCAUUUUUACCAUUCAAAACACUCACAGAAUUCGUAGUUUAGUCUCAUUUAUAGGCAUUAACGAUCAAACAAUAACUGAGUUACAAGUCAUUUUCAAUAUUUUCAUUGUAUGUAUAGCUAACUGAAAUAGAUGUGCAGUUUUAUUCAAUAGUGUGUUAGACAUAGAAGGAACAAAUGUUUCAUUACUCACCUCUCUAGAAUAGAAGUGGACAAGUAAAAUGUUAACACUGUCUUGUCAUAAUAUACAACUUGAUAGAAAACUGUGCAGAGUAGAAACGAAUAAGUUUGACUUCAUUUUGUGGUAUUCAUAAAUCAAUGUCACCCAUAAACCAACCUAAUCCCUUACUUCCACUUUUAAAAAACCAAAAGACAUAACAGAAGAAGAAGAAGAAGAAGAAAAUUCAGUAUCUGAAGAGUAAAUAUUCACGACUGAGAUGAGCCAUAUAGUGGAUAAAGUGUACGUAAUCUUUACUUACACAUUUACAAACAUAAAUCAUCACCAAGACAUCACGGUUUACAGUCACUGAUAUCAACGUAAGUAGAUAACAAUAGACAUAGAUUCAACUGGGAAACAUUUAAAUUCUAGAUUGAGAUAACUCUAAUUGUACCAGGGAAUUUCCAGCAUGAUAUUCACGUCAAUCAGUAAUCAAUAGACACACAAGUUUACACCUGAUAUAUGAAAUCGUUAGAAAAAGACUAGCCAACCGUAUGGUUGUGGAUCAAUGGAACAAGAUAGUCAAAGUGAAUACACAAACAAAUUGAAACUACGAAACCUACGACGAAAGCCAAUCAUAGGCAAGGCUCACAGAACAAACUGAUUUUUAGUCUAAUCAAAUAACUAAGUUCACUCGUAUCUGAAGUGAGGGUUUAUGUUUUUUACAAUGCCGAUGAAAACUCCGUUAUCACGCCAUCUAGCUCAGAGCACAUAACAAAUUCAAAGUAUCUAUCUCAGCGAUUAAUCUUUUACAUCAUUAAUUAUGAUAUUAUUACAGAUUCUUGCUUUCCAAGAAUAUGUAUUCACUACUUUUAGACAAUGCUGAAAAAAUGAUGUAGUGAAUGAUUUUAACUGAUUAUUUAAUAAAUUCAUGCUACAGACUAGCGAUUGCCGCCAGCUUUGUUAGGUGUAAACAUUUCAUCUUCAUGCAUUAAAUUUUCUACAAGAAACUAUCUGUAAGUUAACACAUUUGUAUUACUAGAAGUGAAGGUAGCAUUACCGCCAAGUGAAUCUGUGGGUUUUUUUACUAACUAAUGAUUCCUUUUUACUUGAUUGCACUCUUAAUAUGAAUUUCAAAUAUAAUACGUUCAAUGUGGGAUUGUGGAGAUUGUUAAGUUUUUGAUUGAGAUCAUGAAUCAAUAUACGUUAGACCAUCAUUAAAAACCUAGAAGCACUGGAAGGCCGUUUCAUCCUAGUAUGGGACUACUCAGCAGUGCGCAUACACGACCGCACACGCGAGAUUUGAAUCCAGGAACUUUGGUGGUCUAGGAGUUAAGUGUUAGCGUGCAAACUAGGAAUCCAACAAAUGACGCAAUUUAACCAAGAAGUAUUAGAUGAGUAUGAAUUCGAAAUCAGGGAGUAAUCAAGUACAAAGUAAUCAUUAUUUCAUACAAACACCACAGUUUAUUCUCAUAAUUGUUCUCCCUUUGUGACAAAAUAAAUGUGGCCAUAAGCUCACAAAAAUGAUGAAUUAUUCUGAACUGAGUAAUUUUCAUUAUAACUAAUCAAUUAUUUUCAAAGGAACCUCUACUGUUCAGCAAACACAUCAGUUAGAGAAACAUUGAGGACAAAGAAGAUUGGUUUACGCCUGUGAAUAAUCAACUGUGCUUACGCACUUAACCAGUAAAGAUGGAACUCAUGACCUUAAGUUUCCAAGUCGAGCGUGGUACAUUUAGACAAGUGAAUAGAAGUCUAUUGGUUUCACUGACUAUUGUUAUUCAAUUUAAUACAGAGCAUAUAAUAACAAACGUCCAAGGAAAGCUAUAUUUUGGAAAUCCCAAGCGAAACAGUUGGUUUCAAUAUGUAUAACUGAUCAUUGUAUGGGAUUAUCAUUACUUAUCUUUUUCCAAUAACAGAUUGAGGCGGUAAACUUCUGCGAAUUUCGCUUUCAUGCCAUUCAUGGCAUUUUUCAAAGAAGAUUGUAAAUUUUGAGGAAAUGUGUGAAUAAACAACCGCUUUCACUCACUCUGCCAUAAAUUCUGAUUUUUUUCAGAAUAUCUAAUUCACACAUCUGGAGUAUAUUAGCUACUGAAAGAUUUAAACCUGUAACAAGCCCUUCCAACUACUGUAUUAUUUGUGCUUUCUUUGUAAUUUAGACAUUUAAUCGACUUUGCAAAUUUAUGUGUGAGUGUGAUUGAGCGCAUGUGUCUGCACAUCAAUCUCUAAUUUGUUCUCUCAUUGGUUGUAAUCAAAGACGAUCAAUAAUUUAUCCACAAUCUAUUACCACUCAUAAAUAUAUUUGGAUUUUCAACACUCAUUAACACACACACAAACUCACUGACUGGUUUUCCCUGUGUGUUUGUAAUCUAUAGACUUGCGGAUUUUUACCAAACUUCAACAAUAAACUAUCUCUAUAAUUGCUGUUCAGGUGUUUGAAUAAUCUUGAGUGAACCCAUAAUUCUACCAGAUUAUUUAUUUAUUGCAGUCAGAUAUAUAGGAAUUGAUGCUCUACGAAAUUGAUGAGCCGCAUUUGGAACGCGUACCAUCUCUCCACAAGUCUGCCGCAUAUUCUCCAAUCAUAUCAUAAAGAACUUCACAUUUGAAUUGCUGUUUCAAUUAUAAAAAUUCGCAUAUUUGUACCGAAAGUGUCAGUUUUUUUAUUCGGUUUUCGAAGUUAAAACAACAGGAAUGUAUUUAUAUCAAGUUGAACAAAAAGAAUUCGUUCAAUGAAACAUGUCUCAAGAACUUGGAAUGGUAACACUGAGAGUCAUACACCAAAAUCUGCCAUGAUUUUGGAGACUGUAUUCUUUUGAGAAAAAUGCCUGAAAUCCCAAAUUUCGGAACCUCUACUGUUCAGCAAACACAUCAGUUAGAGAAACAUUGAGGACAAAGAAGAUUGGUUUACGCCUGUGAAUAAUCAACUGUGCUUACGCACUUAACCAGUAAAGAUGGAACUCAUGACCUUAAGUUUCCAAGUCGAGCGUGGUACAUUUAGACAAGUGAAUAGAAGUCUAUUGGUUUCACUGACUAUUGUUAUUCAAUUUAAUACAGAGCAUAUAAUAACAAACGUCCAAGGAAAGCUAUAUUUUGGAAAUCCCAAGCGAAACAGUUGGUUUCAAUAUGUAUAACUGAUCAUUGUAUGGGAUUAUCAUUACUUAUCUUUUUCCAAUAACAGAUUGAGGCGGUAAACUUCUGCGAAUUUCGCUUUCAUGCCAUUCAUGGCAUUUUUCAAAGAAGAUUGUAAAUUUUGAGGAAAUGUGUGAAUAAACAACCGCUUUCACUCACUCUGCCAUAAAUUCUGAUUUUUUUCAGAAUAUCUAAUUCACACAUCUGGAGUAUAUUAGCUACUGAAAGAUUUAAACCUGUAACAAGCCCUUCCAACUACUGUAUUAUUUGUGCUUUCUUUGUAAUUUAGACAUUUAAUCGACUUUGCAAAUUUAUGUGUGAGUGUGAUUGAGCGCAUGUGUCUGCACAUCAAUCUCUAAUUUGUUCUCUCAUUGGUUGUAAUCAAAGACGAUCAAUAAUUUAUCCACAAUCUAUUACCACUCAUAAAUAUAUUUGGAUUUUCAACACUCAUUAACACACACACAAACUCACUGACUGGUUUUCCCUGUGUGUUUGUAAUCUAUAGACUUGCGGAUUUUUACCAAACUUCAACAAUAAACUAUCUCUAUAAUUGCUGUUCAGGUGUUUGAAUAAUCUUGAGUGAACCCAUAAUUCUACCAGAUUAUUUAUUUAUUGCAGUCAGAUAUAUAGGAAUUGAUGCUCUACGAAAUUGAUGAGCCGCAUUUGGAACGCGUACCAUCUCUCCACAAGUCUGCCGCAUAUUCUCCAAUCAUAUCAUAAAGAACUUCACAUUUGAAUUGCUGUUUCAAUUAUAAAAAUUCGCAUAUUUGUACCGAAAGUGUCAGUUUUUUUAUUCG
Molecule: messenger RNA, 4975 nt
Organism: Schistosoma rodhaini
Lineage: Eukaryota; Metazoa; Platyhelminthes; Trematoda; Strigeidida; Schistosomatidae
Source: the annotation of a GenBank genome assembly